Messenger RNA from Protopolystoma xenopodis, 261 nucleotides. NCBI's taxonomy places the organism in Eukaryota, Metazoa, Platyhelminthes, Monogenea, Polystomatidea, Polystomatidae. The record is from the annotation of a GenBank genome assembly.
AUGAAAGAGGUGCGAUCAACAAGAGGGAUCAGCUGGUGGGAUGAGAAGAUGCUUCCGUCUGCUCGAGGGUGCCUGCGAGCGGAGGAGCAAGGAAAUGACCUGCUGGGCGUUGCCUGCAUUUGCGGAUCUUCUGCCUCUUCAACGGUUGUGUCUUGUGCUCGUGGCCGUGCCAGCUUCUGGGUUCGAGCCAGGACUCGAGCGAUUGUGCAACGAUCUCAGAGUCGGGCUUUUGCCAAAGGGAGGAAGCAAAAAGGAGGAUGA